Molecule: messenger RNA, 1551 nt
Organism: Arctia plantaginis
Lineage: Eukaryota; Metazoa; Arthropoda; Insecta; Lepidoptera; Erebidae
Source: the annotation of a GenBank genome assembly
AUGGCGACUGAUCCAAUGAAGAACCGCAUGCAUGUUUUCAAGAACAGUGGCAAAGAUGUCGACGAAAUGCGCAGACGGAGGAACGAAGUCACAGUAGAAUUGAGAAAAAAUAAAAGAGAUGAAACUUUACAAAAACGUCGAAAUGUGCCUAUCAACUACUCAACCGACGAGGAGGAGAUUGACCGGACUCUCAUGUCCGUGGACCUGAAGGAGCUGGUGAUGAAUGCAGCUGCUGCGGAUAAUCCUGAUGUGCAGCUGGCAGCCGUACAACAGUGUCGGAAAUUACUCUCAUCGGACAAGAACCCUCCGAUUGACGAGCUCAUAGCCACCGGUAUCCUACCUAUCCUCGUACAGUGCCUCUCCAGAGCAGACAACCCUACACUUCAAUUUGAAACCGCAUGGGCCUUAACAAAUAUUGCAUCAGGAACUUCAGCACAGACUAAUAAAGUGGUUCAUGCCGGCGCCGUUCCUGUCUUCCUGCAGCUUCUUAUGUCUCCUCAUGAAAAUGUUUGUGAGCAGGCUGUCUGGGCCCUAGGUAACAUCAUAGGAGAUGGACCGGUCCUCCGUGAUUUUGUCAUUGAGCUUGGAGUUGUAAAGCCCCUGCUCAGCUUCAUUGUGAAACCUGACAUCCAAAUCGCAUUCUUGCGCAAUGUCACUUGGGUCAUCGUUAACCUGUGCAGGAGCAAGGAUCCGCCACCACCCGUAAAGACUAUACAAGAAAUUCUUCCAGCCCUUGAUAUACUCAUAACACACAGUGACUCUAAUAUUUUAGUGGAUACUGUGUGGGCCAUUAGUUAUUUAACGGACGGAGGAAAUGAUCAGAUUCAAAUGGUUAUAGAAUCUGGAAUUGUGCCCAAGUUGAUACCACUGCUAUCACAUAAGGAGGUGAAACUUCAGACGGCUGCUUUAAGAGCUGUAGGCAACAUCGUAACUGGAACUGAUGAACAAACACAAGUUGUACUCAAUUGUGAUGCUCUCUCUCACUUCCCAGCAUUAUUGUCACAUCAGAAAGAAAAGAUUUGUAAAGAAGCAGUCUGGUUCCUAUCAAACAUCACAGCAGGAAACAAACAGCAAGUGCAGGCAGUGAUCGAGGCAGGUCUGCUGCCCAAGAUUGUGGAAAACCUCAGCAAGGGCGAGUUCCAGACGCAAAAGGAAGCUGCUUGGGCCGUGACUAAUCUUAGCAUCAGCGGUACCAAGGAGCAGGUGGCUACACUCAUAAAUUGUGGAGUCAUACCUCCGCUGUGCAAGCUGCUCAGUUGCAAAGAUACUCAAGUUAUUAAUGUUGCCUUAGAUGGUUUAAGUAAUAUGCUAAAGAUGGCGGGUGAGAACGCAGACCAGGUGGCCAACAUGAUCGAGGAGUGCGGCGGUAUCGACAAGAUCGAGGCGCUGCAGAACCACGAGAAGGAGGACAUUUAUAAGAUGGCCUACGAUAUCAUCGAGCAAUACUUCGCGACCGAUGAGGAGGACGCGGCGUUGGUUCCGCCGCCGGGCGAGUCGGGCUUCCAGUUCGAGGGGGGCAAGCAGGCGCCGCACGAAGGGUUCCACUUCUAG